Molecule: messenger RNA, 4233 nt
Organism: Macrobrachium nipponense
Lineage: Eukaryota; Metazoa; Arthropoda; Malacostraca; Decapoda; Palaemonidae
Product: minor histocompatibility antigen H13-like
Exons: 8
Coding region: 58-1203 (381 amino acids)
Biological process (GO): membrane protein proteolysis
Cellular component (GO): lumenal side of endoplasmic reticulum membrane; membrane; cytoplasmic side of endoplasmic reticulum membrane
Molecular function (GO): aspartic endopeptidase activity, intramembrane cleaving
Source: RefSeq, a predicted model, not a curated record
GUGAUUCAGUCCAGCGGAAAGCUCACCGAAGCAGGGGAAAGUGACAGACGACCAGCGAUGGCUGACACUGUAGGAGAAGAACCUGUGGCUGUGGCUCCAAUUGUGGAAAAUGUUACCGAGCUAGCAAAUAAUGGAACGGUCAAAAGUGCCGCGACGCCCGAAGGCAUUGCUCUUGCCUAUGGAAGUCUGGUGAUCAUGGCCCUUAUACCCAUAUUUUGUGGGGCAUUCAGAUCUGUGAAACAUCAACAACAACAGAAGGCAUCUGGUGAAAAGGUGGACACAAUGACUUCAAAAGAUGCAGCUAUGUUCCCUGUCAUAGCAUCGUGUGCUCUUUUUAGUCUAUACAUUGUUUUUACGAUUUUCUCAAAGGAUUAUAUCAACCUCCUGUUGUCCUCAUAUUUCUUCGUUUUGGGAGUUUUUGCACUCUCCCAUGUAUUUGGUCCUAUCAUCUCUGGCCUAGUACCUGCUUCAGUGCCAUUUGAAUCUUAUCAUCUUCACCUAAUGAAAGGAGACAAAGAGAAAAAAGAUUACAUCAUUAAUUAUGGCUUCACAUCAUAUGACCUUGUGUGUGUUCUUGUUUGUGCACUGCUGGGAGUUUGGUAUUUAUUGAAAAAACACUGGAUAGCCAAUAACCUUCUUGGUCUAGCCUUUGCCAUUAAUGGUGUGGAGCUGCUUCAUCUCAACAACAUCCAGACUGGGUCAUUGUUACUCGGUGGCCUUUUCGUCUAUGAUGUAUUUUGGGUCUUUGGCACCAACGUCAUGGUCACGGUAGCAAAAUCAUUUGAAGCUCCCAUUAAACUUGUUUUCCCUCAGGACCUUUUAGAGAAAGGUUUAGAGGCUGACAACUUUGCCAUGUUAGGCUUGGGGGAUAUUGUGAUACCAGGCAUUUUCAUUGCACUUCUUCUGCGCUUUGAUCACAGCUUGAAUAGGGGGUCAAAUACUUACUUCAAAGCAACAUUUGCAGCCUAUUUUGCUGGGCUGAUGAUGACCAUUUUUGUCAUGCAUGUCUUCAAACAUGCACAACCUGCAUUAUUGUACCUGGUCCCUGCCUGCCUUUCUGCACCCACCCUUUUGGCUCUCAUCAAAGGAGAUUUCAAAGCCCUAAUACAAUAUGAAGAUCAUCCAAGUGGAGAUGAUAAAACUGAAGAUGAAAAGGAGGAGGAUAAGAAAUCCGGAAAAAAAGAUGCUAAGAAAGAUAAAUGAGGUUUUCGGAAAUUAGGUGAAGAGCAUCAUGUGUGAUUUUGUUGAGUAAUAUUUGUACUGGCAUGCAAAGCUCAAGGUGUAACUUUGCAUUUACAAAAAGACCUUUUUCAUAUGUUACACAAUUCUAGUAGUCUUGUAGACCAACCUAAGUUUACAUCAUGAAUCCUAUGGUCGUCUGUGUAUGUGCUACACUGAAGGAUGUGUUACGGAAUUAUGCUCUCGGUAUACAUGAAAGGGAAGUAUUACCUAAGCAGCACAAGAGAGAGCAUUUGAUUCCUGUUUUUUUCUUUUUUCUAGUUCUAAAAUUAAAUUUUCAAGGAGGAUGAUUAAAUUUUUGUUGCGUGCUGUAGUUUCCAGUCAUGAAAUUUUUUUUUCAUAUCAAAGUUUAUGGGAUACAGUAAUUCAGGAUAGGCACCAAGCAGUGCCACAUUUAUUUUGUAAGCUUCGCUUUCAUCAAUGAAAGGAAUUGUUUUAUCAUUUGAAUAUUAUUUGCCUUUGUUGUAUUAGGAUUAUGAUUGUUCACCUAGAGUAAAUGGAGUGAUUAAAUUAGAUAUAUUUUUGUAUUGAGUUUGUAUGUAACCCCUGGAGAUCAAGUUUAGCAUCCCAAUUUAUACAUCUCUUGUAAUGAGAGGUUUUGUUCUCAAAUGUAGUAAUGUACUAUUCAUUAUUUGGUCUCAGUACAACAUUGUUGGUGAUGAAGAUUGUACCCUCCAAGUAAAAGUGCUAUUUUUUUAAAUGUGAUUAUUCAAAGCAGAAGUAAAUAAUUACAUAAACUUGAGUUGUAAAUUUAAGAGGACCCGGUCAAUAUUUAUAUUGUCCUGAAAGCCUUGGUGGUAACAGUAAUCUUGAUUCACCCAACUAUGAUUAUUUUAGGUUUUUGUAUUUCAAAUCAUUUUACCAUGUCAUAAUUUUUUUUUCAUUGAAAUUUGUAAUUAUAUACAUACACAUGCAGUAUAUAAACAUAAAAGCAACAUGCUUGUAAUUUAGUGUGAAUCUAGUAUAAAUUUUGUACACCCUCAACAAGAUGCAAACCAUUGGUGGUUGUAACAUACUUUGCAUAAUCACAGUGUUAAGGAACUUGACCAAGACAACCAAAAUAAUUCUGUAAAUAAUUUUACAGCACAACAUUGCAUAUGUAAUUGACAGAUUUUGGGAAAAUAUAUAUACUAUAUAUAUAAUGAUGGUGAUUUUAAGAGUUAUCUAGUUUAGAGUAUGCAUUUAUUAUAGCAAAAACAUAAAUUUUUGUACUUGGCUAUCACUACAUUACUUAAACGUACAGUUUAACCAUUGUAUAUUCAUGCAUUUCACAUAAACUGUUAUCCAGUUGUGCAGAAUGUGGUACAAAAUUUGCAAACUUAUUUUAGACGUUUGUCCCAACAUAAAUUUCAGUAAUGGCAAGUCAUUUGUGUGUGCUUUGAAAAAAUUUUUGCAAACUUAUUUUAGACGCUUGUCCCAACAUAAAUUUCAGUAAUGCCAAGUCAUUUGUGUGUGCUUUGAAAAAAUUUUGUCAGCAUUUAUCUUGCGACUUACCCAGUUAAUGUUUCUAAUUAAAAUCUCAUGUAUUUGCUUAUGAAACCCUUUUGAUUAUGUUCCCUGUGGCCAGUCUUAAUUACUCAAGUUAUUUAAUAAUGAUUUAUAAUAAAAGAUAAUUGUAUUAACACCACCUACAAAUACAAUAAUGAAAUUGUUAAAUGGAGAUCUGCUUUUUAAGUCUAAUGAAGUCUAGACUGUGCAUAUUCAUAAGCACAUAUAAAUAAUACAAAAAGUUAAGGAAGGGAACAAACUCCUUAUCAAAUCAAAUAUGGUACAAUCAUAUUUGAAUAUACAUGUAUGUAGUGGUGUAGGUGACAACAAACCACCUAAUGUAGUUGUAAAUCAUCCAUUAAAUGAACUUCUGACCUUUAGGCAAUGUACCUAACAAAUUUGAACCAUCAUGUUAUUUGUUGAAAGUCGUAAAUGAAUGUGAAAUUGAAGGUCUUGGUCUUCCCUGUGGUUUUUAUAUUGAAGCUGUAAGACUAUUUGGUCAGGUAAAAAUGUUAUGAUGGACUUACGGUGAGUUAGUCCUUGUUUGUUUUUAAUGUAUAUUUACACAAUGCUGUAUAUAUAUAUAGUACUACAUGGUGAAGCAGGUGACCUCUUGAUGUAAGUUCAUCAUUAGCUCUGUUUUUGUCCUUGUGGGGUGCGGGCUAUUGCUAGAUUAUAUAUGUAUGGUAUAUAUAAUUGCAGAAUACUUAAGUAUGCCUAAAUACUGUUUGUGUGUGUGUAUAAAUAUUGUUCUGUAUCAAGGUGUACAGGUUUAUUAGUCGGUAGAAUUUGUUUUUCAGUGUUACCAUUUUUUGGAAGCUUGAGUGUAAUUUGAUUGGAGAUACACGUUCCGUUAACAUUAAAGGGUGAUAUAAGAAUGGCAAGAAAUAGGAUCAUCUUUUUGGUUCAUUAAGGAAUGGACAAAAAUCUUUCAUGUGUGAAAGAUAGCAUUUUAUCUGCUACUUAUGGUCUGACUUAGUUGAAUAAUGGGAGUUAAGCUACAAACAAAGUUGCCAUUCAGUUAAACGUGUGUUGUAUAUUGUCAUUUUUAUCAGCCAGUAAGGUAGAUUGUCGAAGUUUUGGUUAGAAUUCAUUGUUAAUUUGAAAAAAUCCUAUUAUGCUGUUACAGCAUAAGUGUUCUUCAAGGGCUGUAUAAUUGAAAUCUCAUUUUUUGGCCAUUACCAGUUUAAUGAUCUUAGGGAAGCAUGUAAAGUAAGUUGACGUCAGAAGUACCACUUGUUAUAUGACCAUUGAUGUAUUUAACUUGUCACUUGUUCUCUAACUGUAAACACCUGUGAACUUAAAGUUGUUUCUUAAUUAUUUUACAAGUUGGUUGCUUAUGUCUUAUAUUCAUUUUUAAUAAAUUUUGUUUUUCCCCUUUAGAAUAAGGUGGAGGUUUGAGUGUGUUUAGUUUUAAGAUGAAUGUUUCAGAGGAAGAUGUGUUUCAUCGUUUCAUCAUGAUUCUGAGCUUUCAUUGUAAGAUGAAAUACAAACACCAUAUGUAAA